AUGGUUGCUAUGGAUGCAACUGCCUUUGAAAAUGCAACCAAUCAGACCAGUGCGCUGCCAAGCUACGUUGCAGUUGCUGUUGAGAACUGCACUGACAACGUGCACGGACUCAGGAAAUCCUACCUGCCCCCCUUGUAUGGCAUGAUCUUCUCAGUGGGAUUCCCAGGCAACAUCAUGGCGAUUUGCGUGUACACGUUCAAGAUGAGGCCCUGGAAAAGCAGCACCAUUAUCAUGUUCAACUUGGCCUGCACAGACCUCCUGUACUUAUCCAGCCUUCCUUUCUUGAUUCACUACUACGCCAAUGGAGAGGAUUGGGUCUUUGGAGACUUUAUGUGCAAGUUCAUCCGCUUUGGUUUCCACUUCAACUUGUACAGCAGCAUCCUCUUCCUGACCUGCUUCAGCAUCUUCCGAUACAUUGCAAUUGUCCACCCAAUACAGUCUUUUUCCGUUCGGAAAAAGGCAUGGGCUGUUGCGGCCUGCGUUGCAUCUUGGGUGAUUUCACUGCUGGCCAUGGGUCCUCUCAACUUUUUGUUUACUUCGACGAUAGAGGAGAACAAAUCUCUUUGCCUCAACCUUACUAGUUCUGAAAACGUGGAUGUUAUUCGGUGGUACAACUGGUUUUUAACUGGCCUGGCCUUCUACUUGCCAUUAAUAACGGUGACUCUUUGCUACACUGUGAUCAUCUAUACCUUGGCUACAGGGCCCCACACUCAAAACCCUUAUAAGCAGAAGGCUCGUAGACUUGCAUUUUUCCUCCUGGUGGUCUUUUAUGUGUGCUUUCUACCUUUCCAUAUUUUUCGGGUUGUUCGGAUUGAACUAAGGCUGUACCGAGUCAGCUGCGAUAUUGAAAACCAUAUCCAUGCUGCUUACAUUCUAUCCAGGCCACUGGCUGCCCUGAACACAUGUGGAAACUUGUUACUUUACGCCAUAAUCAGCGAUAAUUUCCAGCAAGCCGUUCAGUCUCUUUUGAGAUGCAAGUUGAGCAACUUAAUGCAACAGACAGGGGGCAGCAGUGACUUCAAUAGAUCUGGAAUAUUAAAAUUGUGA
Zootoca vivipara (common lizard) is the source of this 1047-nucleotide messenger RNA. Its product is annotated as 2-oxoglutarate receptor 1-like. The record is from RefSeq and is a predicted model, not a curated record. Gene Ontology annotation, biological process: G protein-coupled receptor signaling pathway. Gene Ontology annotation, cellular component: plasma membrane. NCBI's taxonomy places the organism in Eukaryota, Metazoa, Chordata, Lepidosauria, Squamata, Lacertidae. Gene Ontology annotation, molecular function: G protein-coupled receptor activity.